UUCGAAAUUUUAGUCUAUGGAUCGUGUCCAUUGUUUUUCUACAAUGUUAUUUUUCUGACUGCUGCUGGUGCACGAAAUAUUUGUCUCGCUGCGUCGAGUGUGACUUUGUGCUAGUGUUCGUGUUCGAUAUUGUGAUUUAUUCGAAAUAGAUCACGAAGAUGUCGUCACCGAGCGCUGGAAAACGCCGUAUGGACACAGAUGUCAUCAAACUCAUUGAGAGUAAGCACGAAGUUACAAUCCUCGGAGGCCUUAACGAGUUUUGCGUAAAAUUCUUUGGACCUCCAGGAACACCGUACGAGGGCGGCGUCUGGCGCGUGCGAGUUCACUUACCUGACCACUAUCCAUUCAAAUCUCCAUCCAUCGGCUUCAUGAACAAAGUUUACCAUCCCAACAUAGACGAAGUGUCUGGCACUGUCUGCCUUGACGUCAUCAAUCAAGCCUGGACGGCGCUAUAUGAUCUGUCGAACAUCUUUGAGUCGUUCCUGCCGCAGCUGCUGACAUACCCCAACCCCAUCGACCCUCUGAACGGCGACGCGGCCGCAAUGUACCUACACAAGCCCGAGGAGUACAAGAAAAAAGUCUCCGACUACGUGCGAAGAUUUGCCACCGAGGAGGCGCUGCUAGAAAAGGACGCGAUCACCGGCAUGGGCGGCGCGACCGCCUCGGGCAAGAUGAAUGGCGCGCACGCGAGCGAUACAGAGAGCUCCAUGAGCGACUUCAGCGACGACGCCGCACACGACAUGGAGUUAUAACGUCAGCCGCACACUCCCUGCACGCGUCCGGCACGUCGCGCGCGUCCGGCACGUCGCGCGCGUCCGGCACAUCUCGCGCGUCCGGCACGUCACGCGCGCGCUCGCCCCGUGUAGCAGUCGCGCCCUGUUCACCGGCACACCAAGGGAGAGAGAUAGGUAAGCUAGUGCUCCCACUUCUCUUUUACGUCUAUUUCAGGUUUUAAAACAUUUUUUGCAGCAAUUUUAAAUUAUGUUCUUUAUUCAAAUUGUGUCGUGUAGUCAUUGUCUGUGGUAUAUUUUGAGGGUACAGUUGAACUAUGGGAUAUGGCAAUACUAGAAUUGGGAAUAUCACAAACAAUUUACAAUAUGUCUUGUGCAAUUUUUCGAAUUAUUACUUUUAUCAGUUUUAAUCUUGACG
Papilio machaon (common yellow swallowtail) is the source of this 1149-nucleotide messenger RNA. It is a transcript of the gene UbcE2H, whose product is annotated as ubiquitin-conjugating enzyme E2 H. Bases 159 to 752 code for a protein of 197 amino acids. Gene Ontology annotation, molecular function: ubiquitin conjugating enzyme activity. NCBI's taxonomy places the organism in Eukaryota, Metazoa, Arthropoda, Insecta, Lepidoptera, Papilionidae. Gene Ontology annotation, biological process: protein polyubiquitination; ubiquitin-dependent protein catabolic process. The transcript is spliced from 5 exons. Gene Ontology annotation, cellular component: nucleus. The record is from RefSeq and is a predicted model, not a curated record.